AGAGUUAGAGUGGGAGUUCUAGUUUGAGUUGAGUUGGAGUUCACCUGUCUUGAAUCUAUCAUCGAAACAUACAUCGAUUUAAGUCUCGCAACAACUCACUACCGAUUGUGUUUCCGCCUCUUGUCGAAAGUGUUUCAUCUUCGUCUUGUCAAGAACCUUAGUGUGCAGAUUAUCAGACAAGAUUCCGCGUUUUUUGUCCGUUUUGGCUGCUGCCUGGCGCAGGCUGCCGCUAUCUACGGUAUUGACAACUUUAGUAGGAGGAGUUCAACACGAACAGCUUCACGUGAUUGGCGCUGACGGAAAGAGUUAUCAACUUCACCAUCACAACAUCACUACGAAGAAUCACAACCAGAAGAUCCGAGACUACACGAAGAUGGUCGUGAAAACAUCCCAAAACGAGAAUUUUGCUGAGGUAGACGUGGAUGUGGGUGAAGUCGCCACCCCUCACUCCUUUACUGGUCGUAUGUGCGCGGGCAGUCGUUGGGAAGAACAUGUGCGCAAGGAUCGUUUGUUCACGGAUCCUCUGUUAUGGCUAUCGAUAAUUCAUUCAUCUUCAACACAGAGGAUGCGCUUUUUUUAGAAAUUUCCUUGUUCUUGAAUUCAGAUAGCACUACGACCUUAUAAUAGUAUAGAUAAUUGCCCUUUUCUCUUUUCUAUCUUCCUUUGGUCUUUCUUUUUUCUAGUUAGGACGGCUCCGCCACAAAAAAAAAAGUAUAGAAACAAAAGAGCAACAUGAAUUACCAGUUACGAUUACAACUUGUUUUAGCGCUUCUAAUUCUGGCAUUCAGUCUAGCAGGUCCUUCUGGCCGUCGCCAGCCUAUGGGAGCUUGGAUUUUGGUACCUCGUACUCGUUUCGGCGACGACUUGCUCUAUGACCGCUACGAAAAUCACGGUGCCCGUCAAUUGGUUCUGCUUGGAGCAGGAUUUGACUCGCGUGCGUAUCGAAUGCCGGGGUUGGAGGAAUUGAAGUUAUGAACAAGUCAGUAUCAUUUUUCUAAUGAAAAUGAAUGGAGUAUCAUGGAGUGCAUGGAGCGCAGACCCAUAUGAGACGCAAGAAGCGCCCCCUUUAGCUCCAUGCAGCUCCAUGCGAUCCAUGCACUCCAUUCCAGGCGAGCUGCGAAACCUUAGAAAUUAUUCUGAUAUGAAUUAACAGAACAAGGCAAUCCUCAUACACUCAUCAAUCUCAUCUCUAUUGUCUCUCACAAUCCCCCUCGUCUUCUAAUCUCCGUGUUCGAGGUCGAUCAGAAAACGACUUUCGACGUGAAAGAGCGCAUCCUCAAGGGUGGCAAGGCUGGCACACCUGCGCUCUUGACUCAGAGUCGUCAUGUCGUGGCCACGGAGUUCGACCAGUCUGGACGCGAUUGGUGUAAGGAUUUGCUCGAUUCCGGCUUUGAUCCUGCUGUGCCUACCGUGUGGCUCCUAGAGGGUCUGAUGAUGUACUUGACGCCAUCGGAUGGACGCCGUUUGAUGCGUGAUGUUGGAAAAUUGUCGUUAUGUUGAUGGAAAAUUGUCGUUUUAUACUUUAAUCGGUAGCAUUCAAAUUGUCCUCACACGAAUUGAAAUUCUUCGGAUCGAUGGCCACCUCUCAUCUACUCGCAGGCGUUGUCUUUCUGGCCAUCAUGAACGAUGGGAAAAGGGACAGUAGAAGUCUGCAUCUACUUACUACACUUAUAGUACCCAAGAAGUUUCUUUUGACUAGACUUCAUUUGAGAUUGAGAAGCACUUCUCUAUCUAGCCAAGUCCAUUUUUCUAACCAAAGCCCCCAAAAGUGUGGUCUUCCACGACGGUUGUUCCCAUGCCUACAUCGCUGAAGGCGUUCGCGUUGCGGGUGCCCCCUUCGUGGGUGGAAGUGAUAACUACGCGGCAGAGUGGAAGAAUGUUAAGGCAGAAGUGACAACGACCGCUGAAACAUCUCCUGAAUUAUAUAUCAUGAUCCUUGGAGUUGGAUCUUCUUUUUCUACUGGAAAAGCGGACCGCCAAGGAUAUGCCGCUCGUCUUCAAGGAAGAUGCUAACGCGGUAGCUCUAAGAAAGAAGGCGGAUUCGAUCAGGGAGUGCAGGUCUACGAUUUCUCCAGAGAUAUCAAGGUGGAUCGAAAGUUAUGAUUUCAAGAAGGAUGAAAGUCUGAGACUGUAACUGUUGUAUCGCUACUAGCUCUUUGUUCUUCCCAUUCGUUCCGAGAUGGAUUCCACGACGCGAAUUAUCAAUCUAUAAGUUGAUCUUGACGGCCGUCGAGGAGGCUGUCAGAAAUGACAUCAGAAAAGUGACAACAGUCCGGUAACCACAUACUUAGGCAGCUGGUACAGGACCUUCGUCUCUUUUCAACAUCGACCUGAAACAUUAUAUGAACGCGGUGAUCCAAUUGGCAAAGCGCUGCGUCCUCUAAUCACAGCCCAGAAAUUGCAUGUGUCGCAGAGAGGAGGCGCUACGCCGCAGCGCUGCCAAGGGAAUUUGCUGGUCCUCUUCGUAGUAGCAGAAAAAUAGAGAAAUCCGAAUCUCUUGGUGGAAAAUAAAUAUCAUGAUAACGAGUUCAAGUACUUGUUUUGAAAAUGGGGGUUGGAGUUCAAGGACAAUGGGUGGCCGUUUAGUAAGUAGUUCAAAUCUAUGAAAAAUUCUUUGUGAAGAUUGUUCGCGUAAAAUCUAGAAGUUGUUCUAUCGGAAAAUUUGAGCACGAGCGGACCAACUACCUCUUAAAAAAUGAUAAAUAAUAAUGUGUGACUUGUUGUAGAUUAUUCUCGGAGCCUGUAAUUGUCAUGAUUCAGCUUAUCAAAUUAUUUGCUAUCUGAAUUUCGACGAGGACUAGGAUUGUGAGGGACAUCAUGGAUGCAGGAGCACGUGCUUGACUCCAUUAAUAGCUAUAUCAAUCAAUCAACUAAUAUCGAAGAUCAUAGUGCUACCAGCAUCGUCUAUUGUCAGGUAAUAGGCUGCUUCACGACGCACUUGGCUUCAAUUUGUUUCACAUUUUUAGAUCUCAACAUCCUUGAGGGAUCAUCGUUCCAUGAGGGUCAGGAACAACAACAUUCUGGGAUGGUAGAGAAGUAAAAAAAUCCACAGUGAUGCGCUAACGUAAUUCCCGAGAAUUUACAAGGUCUCGCGAACAGCUUCUUUUCUACAGGAGUACUUCCUCAUCGUGUGCAGUUUUGAAGAGGAAGGGAGAAUGUCCAAGAUGUGAAUGAGAAAUGAAAUGACUGCUUCAGAAGGGCGGUCAAUGUUUUCCAUCCUAGACCCGACUGCUGGCAUGAAAGACGUCGAAGAUGUGAAUGCAUUCGAUGAGCUGGCCCCGGUUGCUGAAAUGACGCAGCUCCUUGCAACUACAAAUGAUAGAGAUAGAGUGAGUAGGACUUGUUGGCUGCCUUCUCGGUUGCCUCUUCUGUGUUAAUUCGAGCGGUGCCAGUCUGUCCGAUUCGAGCGGUGCCAGUCUGUCCGAUUCGAGCGGUGCCAGUCUGUCCGUGUGGAUGAUGUUUUCAAUAUUUCGCGUUCUAGUGCC
Molecule: messenger RNA, 3485 nt
Organism: Amoebophrya sp. A25
Lineage: Eukaryota; Dinophyceae; Syndiniales; Amoebophryaceae
Source: the annotation of a GenBank genome assembly